AUGCACGCCGCCGCUCGCCGCCCUCGGCAAGGGGAUAAGGCCGCCGACGCCGCUCCUUCUCCCCUAUCUUCUCCUUCUCCCUGGCCCUCUCCUCCUCUUCUCUAUGCGCGCGCGGGCCCAAACCCUACCCACGGCCAGACCUCGCCGUCGCCGCUGUUGCCGGCCUCCCCAAGCUUGGUCGCCGACGCCACUCGCUCCGCCGCAUCGCCCUCUUCCUCCUCCGCCCAGAAGCGCGAGCCGGGGAUCUCCCUGUCGCUCGAAUCGCGACCUUCUUCUCCGAGUCCGGCUGCCGGCAAACGGCUUGUCGCCGGCGCCACAGGGCUCCCCCGACCUCGCCGACCACCUCCCCGCGUUGCUGGUGAGCUGGGCAUCCUCCCAAGCCCCUCUGUGCCCUCCCUCUCCCUCUGUAGCCGCCGCCCGUCGCGCGUCUGCGAGCGCCGCCCCCGGCCAUCGUCGCCGGCGCAUCUCCGGCGACCACCGGCGGCGGCGCGACCACCGGUCGGUCUGCCUCGACCGGGCGCGUCCAACGCCCCCUCCAGCGUGGCCGCGCGCGCUCCCGAGCGCCGCCUCUGCGUGGUUGCCGGCGUUGGCCGCCAGAGUUGA
Lolium perenne is the source of this 603-nucleotide messenger RNA. Lineage: Eukaryota; Viridiplantae; Streptophyta; Magnoliopsida; Poales; Poaceae. The record is from RefSeq and is a predicted model, not a curated record.